Messenger RNA from Entamoeba invadens IP1, 1392 nucleotides. RefSeq lists its product as hypothetical. The transcript has a single exon. The record is from RefSeq and is a predicted model, not a curated record. Gene Ontology annotation, molecular function: protein binding; protein phosphatase regulator activity. Gene Ontology annotation, cellular component: protein phosphatase type 2A complex; nucleolus. NCBI's taxonomy places the organism in Eukaryota, Evosea, Mastigamoebida, Endamoebidae. Gene Ontology annotation, biological process: ribosomal large subunit assembly. The coding region runs from base 1 to 1392 and encodes 463 amino acids.
AUGGAGUCGAUCCAAAUCCGUCUGGUCAAUGGCGAAGAGACAAAUUCCGAGCCAUCCCAAGUCUUUCAAAUACCGGAGGACACGACGCCAGUGCAAUUGAAUGCACUUGUGAACAAAUUGAAUAAGACGGAGGAGGAACCCUACCCAUAUUCUUUUUACACAGAAGACGCGCAGAUUAUAGAAAAGGUCCCAAAUAAAGGAAGCGAAGAAGUUGUAAUUGUCACGUACUACCCACAAGCCAUUUUCAGAUGUCGACCUAUAAGUCAUAGUACCCACACUAUGACGGGGCAUAGUAAUUCCAUUCUCUCAUGUAAGUUCUCCCAAGACUCGACGAAGUUGGUGACAUCGAGUGGGGAUCACACUGUACGCCUGUGGGACUUAAAUUCGUGUACGCCCAUCACCACAUUAAAAGAGCAUGGUGAUUGGGUACUUAAUGUUGAUUGGCAUUAUAGUGGAAGGUAUGUAGCGAGCGGUGAUAAAUUAGGUAAAGUGAUAAUAUGGGAAGUGAAUGAGGAUGGUACUGAUGCGAAGAAAGUGAGUAGUUACUGUCACACCAAUUUCAUCAGUGACAUCCAGUGGAAGCCACAAGUCUAUGGGGACGAUUGUAUCUUUGCAAGUGCAUCGCGCGACUUCUCGACGAAGAUCUAUGAUGUGAAGAGACAAGAAGUUGUUCGUACUCUUGGUGGGCAUACACAAGGAGUGACAUGUGUACGUUGGAGUGGACGGGAGAAUAUCUUAUAUACAUCUUCACGGGACCGCACCAUUAAUAUCUAUGAUGUCAGACAAUACAAUCCAAUCAAUGUCUUACGGGGACAUUCGCAUUGGAUCAAUUCAUUAAGUCUUAGUACCGACUAUGUCUUACGCCAAGGAGGAUAUGAUCCACUUGAGAAAGACAAAGGCAUCGAUGGGGCAAGAAAGCGUUUAAAUAAAGUGAUAAGUAGUGGCGGAGGAGAACGUUUAGUGUCCGCAAGUGAUGAUGGCACUUUAUACAUGUGGAUGCCGACAGCAUCACAAAAGCCUUUACAUCGACUCGUCGGACAUUCAAGUCAAGUGAUGUCGUGUAAGUUCUCGCCAGACAGUCGUUACAUAGCAAGUAUGGGCUGUGAUAAAAGUAUUAAAUUAUGGGACGGAUUUAAAGGAACAUGUUUACACACUUAUCGUGGUCAUGUCCAAACAGUUUAUGCCUGUGCCUGGUCACCCGACAGUAGAAUGUUUGUUAGCGCAAGUAAAGAUAGUACCGUCAAAUUGUGGAGCGCUUUACCUAAUAGUAGAAAACUAUUAAGUAAUUUACCAGGACAUCUCGAUGAAGUGUUCGCAGUGGAUUGGUCUAAUGAUGGAUCAACUGUCGCAACAGCUUCAUAUGACCAUACUAUUAAAAUAUGGAGGUGCUGA